Lucilia sericata (common green bottle fly) is the source of this 653-nucleotide messenger RNA. RefSeq lists its product as uncharacterized. The coding region runs from base 220 to 624 and encodes 134 amino acids. The transcript has a single exon. NCBI's taxonomy places the organism in Eukaryota, Metazoa, Arthropoda, Insecta, Diptera, Calliphoridae. The record is from RefSeq and is a predicted model, not a curated record.
ACAUAUAUAUUUAUUGUGCUUUAAAUUUGGUUUGUUGCAAAAGAGUUGUUUUGAUAAUCGGUUCCAGAGUAUCUCCUUUUUAAUCGCUAUAAAGAGUAAUCACUCAGAAAAAAUCCCUGGAAAUUGUUAUUCAUAAUAGGGCUGGCAAUUUCUAAAAUAAUUUAAAAAAAUAAAUUUACAUUACAUUUAAAAUUUUCCUUUCUAAUUUAAUCAGUUAUUAUGAGUUGUUGUGUUCCAAAACCUACGUCAGAUUACCAUAAAUUCAAUGCAAAUUAUCGCCAGAAACCAAUAACGGAGAAAUUUUGGUCUCCGCCUGAUAAACGGGCGAAAACAACGGAAAGUUCGAAAAUUUUAUAUUAUGAGCAAAAACUUGAAAAGGUUCGUAAACAUGAUGCGCGUUGUCAUUCAAAAGUACCGCGGUAUACAAAUCAAACAUAUGGAUGGUUACCAGGAUAUAAAAUACUCUUUCUACAAAAAUGUGAUCUAAAUAUAUGCCAAACUUCAGCGUUACAAAAAGUGGCCAAAGAUUUGUUGCAACAACAUUUAAGGGAUCCGAAAACAUUAACCAAUCAUUGUGCUUGUAAGAAGUUGUUAGAGGCAAGAGAUCAUUGGAAAAUAGUUUGAUGAAUAAAUAGAUUUAAAAUUGUAUAGGU